Messenger RNA from Monodelphis domestica (gray short-tailed opossum), 6799 nucleotides. It is a transcript of the gene BRCA1, whose product is annotated as BRCA1 DNA repair associated. The record is from RefSeq and is a predicted model, not a curated record. NCBI's taxonomy places the organism in Eukaryota, Metazoa, Chordata, Mammalia, Didelphimorphia, Didelphidae. Gene Ontology annotation, cellular component: BRCA1-A complex; BRCA1-BARD1 complex; nucleus. Gene Ontology annotation, molecular function: zinc ion binding; DNA binding; ubiquitin-protein transferase activity. Gene Ontology annotation, biological process: double-strand break repair via homologous recombination; sex-chromosome dosage compensation; chordate embryonic development.
AAGGAGGGCCAAUCACCGGAGCCAAAAGGAGCCAAACCCGUUCUUCUCUCCCACCACCCCUCCCAGUUUAUGUGGUCGAGCGGGCAUUGCUAUUGGCUUCCAGGAGGUGGAGUUCCGUUACUAUGACAACAGAAAAGCGCGGGAAAUCCAUAUAAAUUGAAACUGAGAUUGCGCGCCAUAGCUCCCGGAAGAUUCGGGAAGGAUAGACCGCUUCCACCCGGCCAGUGGAGAGUAAAGAAAUGGAUUUGCCUACAGUCACUAUUGAAGAAGUAAAGAAUGUCCUAAUUGGGAUGCAGAAAAUUUUAGAAUGUCCUAUCUGUCUGGAGUUGAUCAAAGAGCCUGUUUCUACUACCUGUGACCACAUAUUUUGCAGAUUUUGUAUGUUGAAGCUUCUCAGCAAGAAGAAGGGGCCCUCUCAAUGUCCACUGUGCAAGAACAAUAUAACCAAAAGAAGCCUUCGAGAAAGUACAAGAUUUAAUCAGCUGGUGGAGGGACUGCUGAAAACCAUUCGUGCUUUUGAACUUGACACAGGAUUCCAAUUUUCAAAUACUCAAGAUUUUUCAAAAUGGGAGAGGAGGACUCCUGAGCCUCUAAAGAAGGAAGCUGCUACCAUUCAAAGUAUAGGCUAUAGAAACCGCUCAAAAAGAUUCAAAGCCAGUGAAUCAGAAAAUUCAACCUUGGAAUCCAGUCUUGGCGUCCAGCUCUAUGACCUUGGCAUCCGAAAAGGUUCCCUGAGAAAGCAAAAGAAAUGCAUUAAAAAUAAUGCUGUCUACAUCAAGUUAGGAUCUGAUUCUUCUGAAGAUGGUGUGAAAAAUGCAAUCUGUAACAGUGUCAAAGACCAAGGAUUGUGCCAAACCUCACCAAAAGGAACCAGAUUAAAGUCCAAGGAAAAGGCUGAAUAUGAGUUUUCUGAGAGGGCCAUAAAGAGCCUACAACAACAUCAAUCUAACACUGUUGAUGUGCAUGUCAUCAAUGAGAAUGCCACUGAAGGGCAUUCAGAGGAGUCUCGGGGUGUUUCUUCCUCAGACUUGAAUAUGAAGCCAUGGAACACAGACAUUCAUGCUAGCUCAUUACCACCUGAGAUCACCAGUGUAUUGACUAACACAGUCAGCAUGAACAUAGAAAAGGCUGAACUCUGUGAUAAAAGUAAAAGGCCUGGUUUAGCAAGGAGCCAGCAGAUAAGUCAGGAUAAUAGUAAGGAAAAAUGUAGUGCUGGGAAGACCUCAUAUGCAGAGGUGCCGCAUGAGCUGAACCCCCAUCAUCUGUAUGAGAGGCAAGAACUAGAGGAACAGCCAGAGUGCCCCAAGUACCCCAGAGGAAAUCCUCAAAACUGCUUGUCUGGAACCAAACUGAAAAGCAGUAUUCAGAAAGUUAAUGACUGGUUAUCCAGAAGUAAUGACAUUUUAGUCUCUGAUUAUUCCUCUGUUAGGAUCCAUGAACAGAAUGCAGAGAUGGCUAGUGUCUUAGAAAUUGGGCAUCCAGAUACCACAGAUGGAAAUUCUAGCAUUUCUGGGAAGACUGACUUGGUGGCUGACUCCACUGAUGGUGCCUGGCUACAUAUGUCUGAAAGAAGCUGCCCCAGGCAGGCAGAGAACAACAAUAUUGAAGACAAAAUAUUUGGAAAAACCUACCAUAGAAAGUCAGUUCACACUAAUUUGAAUUACGUAACUGAAAACUUGAUUGUUGGAGCUGUUGCUUCUGAUUGUUUGAUCCCUCCAGAGCAUGUCAAACAAACCAGGUUAAAGCGUAAAAGGAAGACCAUCUCUGACCUACAGCCUGAGGAUUUCAUCAAGAAGACAGACACUGAAUUUAUUCACAAAUCCCCUGAAAAGAAAAUUCAUGCUGUUGACCAAAUUCUAGAACAAGAACAAAAUGGCCAAGUGAUGAACACAGUUAAUGGCCAUCUCGAACAGAAAGCAUUAGUAGAUGGUCAUGUAGAGGAAGUGAAUGAUGCUCUGGCAUCAGAACUGCUCCCUGUGGAGAAAGAAUCCACUUUCAGAACUGGAACAGACUCCGCAGCUGGCAGCAUAAACCACGGGGGACUCAAAUUAAAUGGUAGAAAUGCCAAAAUGACAAAAAAGGACAAGCUGAGGAAGAAGUCUUCAGCCAGGAUUGUCCAUGAGCUUGAGCUCAUAGUUGAUAAAAACCCAAGCUCUUCUAAUGAAACUGAACUACAGAUCGAUAGCUAUCCCAGCAGUGAAGAGAUAAGGAAGGGAAAUAAUUCUGAACAGAAGCAAAUCAGACGCAGCAGAAGGCUUCAGCUGUUGUCAGAAGAAAUUGCAAUGGAAACCAAGAAGGCCUAUGAGCCAGAUGAACAAGCAGAAAAAAGUUGUGUCAAUGAAGUUUUCCCAGAUCUAAAAAUGGGAAAUAUACCUGCCUGUGAUACUGUCAGUCUCACUACUGAGAGUGAUCAAAUGUUAGCUAGCUGCAGUGUCACUGAAGAAGGACAUGAAAAGAGCCUGGAAGCAGUCCAGAGCAGCCAAGAUCAAGAGGAUCUGGCAAUAAGUGGAGGGGAGGGAUCACAAGGCCAGAGAGCCAAAGGAAACCUGGAGGCCUUGGAGGUUCCUGAUACUGAUUGGGACACUCAGGACAGUACCUCAUUGUUUCCAGCUAAUACUCCGCAAAAUUCAAAAGCAGGACCCAAUCCUCACAGAAGUCAAUGUGAAAUAAUGGAAACCCCCAAGGAACUCUUAGAUGGUUGUUCAUCUGAAAACACUGGAAGCACCACAGAAGAUUUGAGGGGCCUGAUGAGACAGGGAGUUAAAAAUGCCUCAGAGACAACCACAGAAAUGGAGGAUAGUGAACUCGACACCCAGUAUUUACAGAAUACCUUCAAACGUUCAAAACGCCAGACAUUUGCUCUGGGUUCCAGUCCAAGGCAGGAAUGUAUGAAACCCUGUGCUAUUUCUCAGGCUUUACAUCAGCGGGGUCUACAUAAUGCCACAGAUUGUGGGGACCAUGAAAAAGAAAAGCUGGGAAACAGAGAAUCCAACAAGCCCGUGCAAGCAAAGUCUGCAGUCAUGAACUUAGCUGUAGUUUGUCAGAUAGAGAGGAAGCCAAGUGAUUGUGCUAGUGUCUCCAGGAUUUGUCACAUAGAUCCAUUGCAUGGUGGCAAUGACUGUGAAUUCAUUGCUGGAAAUAACGAGGAAAUUUCACAAGUUCCUAAUCAAAAGCAAUCAGUUUCUCCAGCAGGAUCAUCUACUAGUAAAAUUAUAUAUACAAAAAACCUCUUGGAGGAAAACCUUGAUGAAAUAUCCCCUGAAACAGCUGUGGGAAAUGAAAUCUUAGCCCAAAGUAGCUUAAGUCUAGUUAGCCCAAGUAACAGCAGAGACUGUGUCUCUAAAGUAGCUGACUUAAACAGAUUUAUUGGCAUAGGGUCUAAUGGAGAAGGCAGUCAAGCAGAAAAACAUAAAAACAAAGAAUCUGAAUUAAAUACACUACCUAAAUUAAAGCUUGUGCAACCUCAAGUUUGUCAACAAAGCUUUCCUCAGGAUAACUUUAGCAAGGAACCUGAAAGAGAAGAGAAAGAAGAAAAUGUAAAAUUAACUCCGGCUAUUAGUGCAGAUUCAUCUCCAUGUUUAGAACAAACUAAAGAGAAUACACAUUUUACUCAGGUUUGGUCUGAGACUCCUGACUUAUUGGACAGUGAUGGUGAACUUAAAGAAAACACCAGCUUUGCUGAAAGUGAUAUCAAAGAACAAUCUGCUGUUUUUGGCAAAAAUGGUAAAAGUUCUCAAGUAAGAAAAUCUAGAAAAAACCUCAGCCCUUUAGUACAUAAAAAUCCCAGUUUGAGUUGGAAAUCCCGAAGACAAGCCCGGAAACUAGAGUCCUCAGAAGAAGAAGCCUCCAGUGAGGAGGGAGAGCUUCCAAGUUUUCAAGACUUAAUAUUUGGUAAAGCAGCAAGUACACCCUUUCAGCCUACCAAAAAUAAAACCAUUGCCAAAGAGUUUUCAGCAAAUGAGGCAAAAGAGAAUCUAGCCUUCCUAAACAGAAAUAAUAUGAGUGUUAACAAUCUUCAGAUACCAUCUGGGGAGGCAUCCCAAGAUCAUGAUUCCAGCCAAGAAUCGGAAUGUUCUGGUAGCUUAUUUUCUUCGCACUCUAAUUCAUUAGAAGACUUAGCUGGGAAAGCAAAUGACAAGGAUUCUACUUUGGUGUUUGGCUCUUCCCAUCAAGAAUCAAGUCAUUCCCGGACCCAAGAAAUCCAGAGUGGGAGUGAAAUGCCCAAGGCUUCCCAAGAUAAGGAAGAAAGGGAAACUGACCUAGAUGAAGACCAUCACCCCAAGGACCAGGGUGUGGAUUCAAAUUUAGUUGUUGAAGGAUCUGGGUAUGACAGUGAAACAAGCCAUCCUGGAGACACUUCACAGCUCUCGUUUCAGAGUGAUAUUUUAACCACUCAGCAAAGGGAUACCAUGCAAGACAACCUGAAAAAACUCCAACAGGAAAUGGCUGUCCUAGAGGCUGUUUUGGAGCAACAUAGUAGUCAGGUCACCAACAACUCCAGUUCUCAGGAACCUGGGCUAUGCCCCUCCAUGGACCAGCCAGACUUGAAACAGACCAAUUCAGAAAGAGGAGCAGAGGAAAAUGUUGACCAUCACAAAAGUCAAAAUGUGCAAAGCUUUUCAGCAGACAAGUCCCGAGCAUUUCCAAGUGAUUCCAACAGCAAAAAUGAAGAAGCAGGAGUUGAAGGGUCUUCUUUUUCCAAGUCCCAAAUGCCGAAUAGGGUUUGGAGCCCACUCAGUCGCUCCAGGACUCCUUGGGAAGGAGACUCCCCUUCUGAAGAGAGUGGUAAAGUGACCACCAGAAAGGAAGAACACAAGCGGCAACCCAACGAACAGGGUGUGCUGAAACAAAACCUAGAAAUAACCACUGAGCCAGAAUCUGGAGUCAAAGUAAACCUUAAGAACAUCAAAUCCAAUCCACAUCAAAAUAAGGACCCUGCCCUAAGAAAUAUCUUCAAUCUGCCCACCUCGACUUCUGCACUGAGGUCAUCCCAGCUUCAGACCAUAGAAGCCACCAACACCACUGCUCCUUGUGCUCCUGCUUGCAAUGUGAGGGGCCAACUGAAGGAGGAUUCUGCCUCAGAGAGGCUUAAAAAAGGAGGGACAGGAAACCGAAAGAUAUCCCUUGUGUCAUCGGGUUUAACUCCUAAAGAAAAUAUGCUAGUGCAGAAGUUUGCCAGGAAAACCCACAGCACUGUAUCUCAUCAAAUUACUGAAGGGACCACUCAUGUCAUAAUGAAAACAGAUGCUGAGUUUGUGUGUGAGCGGACCCUGAAGUACUUCUUGGGCAUUGCAGGAGGGAAAUGGGUAGUCAGUUUUCUGUGGGUGGUGCAGUCUUUUAAAGAAGGAAAGAUGCUGCCUGAGUGUGACUUUGAAGUCAGAGGAGAUGUCAUCAAUGGGAGAAACCACCGAGGCCCAGAAAGAGCAAGAGAAUCUCAGGGGAUGAAGAUCUUCAGGGGCCUGGAAAUCUGUUGCUAUGGACCAUUUACAGACAUGUCAACAGAUCAGCUGGAGUGGAUGGUGCAACUGUGUGGGGCCUCGGUAGUGAAGAAACCUUCCUCUUUGAGGUUCAGGGUGGGUUCUUCUCCGGUUGUGGUGGUGCAACCUGAUGCUUGGGAAGAUGACAGCAGUUUUCAAGAAAUCGGGCUGGUAUGUGAAGCACCUGUAGUGACCCGGGAGUGGGUGCUGGACAGCGUUGCCUGUUAUCAGCGCCAGGAGCUGGACACCUACUUGAUAUCCCAGACCUCCCCAAGCCUCUGCUGAUCCUGCCUCCCUGGCAGCAGGAGGUGGCUUGGUCUCUAGAAGGCCAGCCUAGGGAACCAGCUUUCCAGGCACAGAUAGUUCCUUUCUUGUCCUGGCCUUCAGUCCUGAUUAUGAAACAUUUUGUAUCAGUGAGCCUGGAAAGGACUUCUGGAUAUAUGUGUGUAUGCCUUUUUAAAAGACUUUCUGCUUCAAAGUCUCCCUUUUGAAGUCUGCCUUGAGCACAAAAUGUGGUGAUUUGUCACCUGCAAAAGAAUUUAAAAGCAGAUUCUUCACAAAGAGAGAGAGAAGAGAGCAAGAUGCUGAUUCAUUAUUUACCACGACAGCCAUGUCCCUGCAUAUUUACUCCAGGGGAGCUUAGAAACACAGUCAUUUAUGAAAACGACACCAGGGCUUGGGGCUUAAGGUUUGGGUUUGCUCAGCCUCCUGAGGGUUGCUGUCUCCCUGGUUUAGCUGAUACAAAAUGUGGACAAGGAAGGGCUUGGAGGCUUCCUAGGGAUUGGUGACAUCACUGGGUAAUUCGGAGUGGUGUGGAGGUGGCUCUUUGUUUCCUAAGUGUCCUAGUGAAUCAUUUUCCAGGGAAAUUACAGGGACAGAAAUGGUAUUUAGAGGUGCAACGUGCAGAAGAACUCCAAAAUCUGUCCUCUAGUCCGUUAAUUCCUAAAGAAACUUAGCACUGCUAUGUAUCACUGGUAAUAAAAAAGAUAUUACCAUAACUCUGAUAGAUAACAUUAACUUUAAGAUCUUUGAUAUAAAUAUUUCAUGUCUGUGGAACGACAGAUCCCAACAAGAGGAACAAUAUUGCUUUCCUUGAGGUUUGAUGCUGAAUCAUAUUGUUUUAUAAAUAGUUUUCCUUGCUGGAGAAAGAGAAAGUGUUUCCAUAAACUCAUUAUCCAAGACCAUUUAUAGCUAUUGGAAGGACCUGUUUUUCCCUCCAACUCCACCAUACCCAGGCAAUCAUGACUUGAUUGUGCAAAGCAUGUUUUGUAAAUAUUGUGACACUCAAUGGCAAAUAAACUUGAUGGCAGUGCUUCUCCUAA